CAGUUCGAUUUCAUUUUUAUCUCCAAAUUCUCCUUUCGUCUCCCACAUUCCUCGCCUCUCCCUCAAUCUCAGACAGACAGGGCUAGAUCUUCUCCGUUUCUAACCGAUGAGAUUCCAGUCAACCUAGAUGCUACCCCAACUCUUCAGUCUUCAUAUCAACGGGCAAUAACACUAAAGCUACCAUGCAGUCAUCGUCGAAGAUAAGACGGAAAGUCGCCCCUCUCGCCAACGACGGCGAUUCCGAUAAGCUUGAUCAACUCCUCGUCUCCUCCGCCAUCUGCAACGCCGAAGAUUUAGGUCCCUUCGUACGCAAAGCAUUCGCCUCCGGAAAACCUGAAACUCUCCUCCACCACCUACGCCACUUCGCCAGAUCAAAGGAAUCGGAGAUCGAAGAGGUAUGUAAGGCCCAUUACCAAGAUUUCAUCAUGGCCGUCGAUGAUCUCAGAUCUAUGCUUUCCGACGCCGAUUCACUCAAGUCUGCGCUCUCCCACUCCAGCGGGUUGCUGCAGUCUGUCGCAGGUCCGCUUCUCAACUCUCUCGACGCCUUCGUCGAGGCUCGGAACGUAAGCCGCAAUAUCAGUCUUGCUCUCGACUCUGUUCAGACUUGUAUUCGACUGAUUGAACUCUGCUCCAGAGCGAAUUCCCAUCUAUCUGGCAAUAAUUUCUACAUGGCCUUGAAGUGCCUAGAAGCGAUAGAGAGGGAUUUUCUCGAGAGAACUCCCUCUUCCACGCUUAGGAGAAUGCUCGAGAAGCAGAUCCCGGCGAUCCGGUCGUAUAUUGAGAGGAGGAUCAAUAAAGAAUUUGGUGAUUGGCUCGUCGAGAUCCGGAUUGUUAGUCGGAAUUUGGGGCAAUUGGCGAUAGGGCAGGCAUCGUCGGCGAGACAGAGAGAAGAGGAACUAAGGAUCAAGCAACGACAAGCCGAGGAACAGAGCAGGCUCAGUUUGAGGGACUGUGUAUAUGCACUAGAAGAGGAAGAUGAAGACGAUGAUGGAGGUCUUGGAGUUGGAGACGAUGGUAAGGAUAAUCACAAUAAUGGCGGAAGCGGUGUGUUAGGGUUUGACUUGACCCCGUUGUAUAGGGCUUAUCACAUCCAUCAAACCCUAGGCCUGGAAGAUCGGUUCAAACAGUAUUAUUUUGAGAACCGGAAGCUUCAGUUGACGUCGGACUUUCAGGUAUCAUCGAUGACGCCUUUUCUUGAAUCUCAUCAAACAUUUUUUGCUCAAAUUGCUGGAUUCUUUAUAGUAGAAGAUCGGAUAUUGAGGACAGGGGGUGGUCUGAUUACGAAGUUUGAAGUUGAGAAUUUAUGGGAGACUGCUGUUAGUAAGAUGUGUUCUGUAUUGGAGGAUCAGUUCUCUAGGAUGCAAACUGCCAAUCAUCUUUUGUUGAUAAAGGACUAUGUUAGUCUGCUUGGUGUAACCCUGCGUCGGUAUGGGUACCCUAUUGAUUCUCUCCUCGAUGUCCUGAGCAAGCACAGAGACAAGUACCAUGAGCUGUUGUUGUCUGAUUGUAGGAAGUUGAUUGGAGAUGCGCUUGCUGCCGAUAAGUUUGAGCAGAUGCUGAUGAAGAAGGAGUAUGAGUAUUCGAUGAAUGUACUGUCAUUUCAGAUACAGACCUCCGAUAUAAUCCCUGCAUUCCCUUACAUUGCACCGUUCUCUUCUACUGUCCCAGAUUGCUGCCGAAUUGUUCGAUCAUUUAUUGAGGAUUCUGUAAGUUUCAUGUCAUAUGGAGGCCAGCUGGAUUUUUAUGAUGUGAUUAAGAAGUAUUUGGACCGACUUUUGAGUGAAGUCUUGGAUGGGGCAUUGCUCAAGCUUAUCAAUACGUCUGUUCAUGGAGUCUCUCAAGCAAUGCAGGUGGCAGCCAACAUGGCGGUUUUGGAGCGAGCCUGUGAUUUCUUUUUCCGUCAUGCAGCACAGCUUUCAGGCAUUCCACUGAGAAUGGCAGAGAGGGGCAGGAGGCAGUUUCCACUGAAAAAUGCCCGUGAUGCAGCGGAAGAGAUGCUCUCCGGGAUGCUUAAAACCAAGAUUGAUGGAUUCAUGAUGUUGACUGAGAAUGUGAAUUGGAUGGCUGAUGAACCUCCACCAAAUGGGAAUGAAUAUGUGAAUGAGGUGAUUAUUUAUUUGGAGACAUUGGUUUCUACCGCUCAGCAGAUACUGCCAGCAGCAGUACUUAAAAGGGUUUUACAGGAUGUUCUUUCUUAUAUAUCUGAGAAGAUUGUUGGAGUUUUAUUUGGGGAUUCAGUUAAGAGGUUCAAUGUAAAUGCCAUAACGGGGAUUGAUGUGGAUAUUCGAUUGUUGGAAUCGUUUGCAGAUAAUCAAGCUCACCUUUCCUCAGAUGAAGAUGCAAAUCAAUUGAAGUCUGCAUUGGCUGAGGCCAGGCAACUAAUCAAUUUACUCCUGAGCAGUAAUCCAGAGAAUUUUCUGAAUCCAGUGAUCAGAGUAAAAAAUUAUAAUACUCUAGACUAUAGGAAAGUGGUGACAAUUUCAGAGAAGUUAAGAGAUCCUUCAGAUCGGCUUUUUGGAACCUUUGGAGCAAGGGGGGCCAAGCAAAACACAAGGAAGAAAUCCUUAGAUGCUUUGAUAAAGAGACUCAAGGAAGUGAGUUAAACCGUGAGAAGCUGCAAAUAAAACACCUUUCUCCUUGUCCCUUAACUCUUUUCUUGUGAUGCAUAUCGCCAAUUGCUAACUUUGCUUCCUUUCAACAAGCCAUAUCACAUGAGUCGUUUCUGCCAUAUUGUAUCACAGUUGACGCUGUUCCCAUUGUGUAUGUAUCUCUUGCAUCUUUCUCGAUCUUUUGAAUUCUCUUUUGUUGUAUUGAUUUUUUUUCUUCAAAUGUUGUAUUGAAUUCUUUCAAGUAAUUUUCCUACACACUAAGCUCUUUACUAAUCCAUAUAAGGUGAUUUGGUUA
Messenger RNA from Nelumbo nucifera (sacred lotus), 2904 nucleotides. RefSeq names its product exocyst complex component sec15B (gene SEC15B). Gene Ontology annotation, cellular component: exocyst; membrane. The record is from RefSeq and is a predicted model, not a curated record. NCBI's taxonomy places the organism in Eukaryota, Viridiplantae, Streptophyta, Magnoliopsida, Proteales, Nelumbonaceae. Gene Ontology annotation, biological process: Golgi to plasma membrane transport; exocytosis; intracellular protein transport.